This is a messenger RNA of Chinchilla lanigera (long-tailed chinchilla), 1064 nucleotides long. RefSeq names its product N(alpha)-acetyltransferase 20, NatB catalytic subunit (gene Naa20). Gene Ontology annotation, biological process: N-terminal peptidyl-methionine acetylation. The transcript has 6 exons. The record is from RefSeq and is a predicted model, not a curated record. The coding region runs from base 99 to 635 and encodes 178 amino acids. NCBI's taxonomy places the organism in Eukaryota, Metazoa, Chordata, Mammalia, Rodentia, Chinchillidae. Gene Ontology annotation, molecular function: protein-N-terminal amino-acid acetyltransferase activity. Gene Ontology annotation, cellular component: NatB complex.
GCGGCCGUGCGCGGAGUGACUUCCGGCAGGACGGACGCAGGGUAGUGGCGAACCGGCUCGGGGUCGGCCAGCCGGCUCUGGGUCGGCGCCCAGGCGCGAUGACCACUCUGCGGGCCUUCACCUGCGACGAUCUGUUCCGCUUCAACAACAUUAACUUGGAUCCACUUACAGAAACUUAUGGGAUUCCCUUUUACUUACAGUACCUUGCCCACUGGCCGGAGUAUUUCAUCGUGGCGGAGGCUCCUGGGGGAGAGUUGAUGGGCUACAUCAUGGGCAAAGCGGAAGGCUCUGUCGCAAGGGAGGAGUGGCAUGGCCAUGUCACAGCUCUGUCUGUUGCUCCCGAAUUUCGGCGCCUUGGUUUGGCCGCCAAGCUUAUGGAGUUACUAGAAGAGAUCUCGGAGAGAAAGGGUGGAUUUUUCGUUGAUCUCUUCGUCAGAGUGUCUAACCAGGUUGCAGUCAACAUGUAUAAGCAGCUGGGCUACAGCGUGUACCGGACGGUCAUAGAAUACUACUCAGCCAGCAAUGGGGAGCCGGACGAGGAUGCCUAUGAUAUGAGGAAAGCGCUUUCCAGGGACACAGAGAAGAAAUCCAUCAUCCCGUUACCCCACCCGGUGAGACCUGAAGACAUUGAAUAACCUUGGGCAGUGGCUCUUAGGCAGAUUGAUGUGCUGGUAGUUUAUGGACAAUAUUAUUUUCAUUGGGUGACCUUGGAGCUCUUGGAUUAGGAGAAAAGUGUAUCAUUUAGGUCUUUAAAACUUCAAGAAAAUAUAGGUUAUAAAGUGUAUUUUAAAUCUCAUUUCCAGUUAGCAGUAUCCCACCUAUUAAAGCUGUUCGCCAUAAUGAAAUUCAGUCAAGAAGGCCACUAGAUCAGGACAGUUCCACUGUCGUCACUCACAGUGUCCACCAUGUGCCAGGGGAAGACUGCUCCGACCUCCUCAGUUCUGUGCCUGAGAGCCACUGCUGCACAUACGUAUUUAUUUUGUUUUGAACUGUCAACUGAAGCUUUAAAAGCAUAUAUGAAAUGUAUAAAUCUAAAACGUCUAAUAAAAGACAUUGCCAACUGA